This is a messenger RNA of Coregonus clupeaformis (lake whitefish), 3771 nucleotides long. RefSeq names its product lysophosphatidylcholine acyltransferase 1. NCBI's taxonomy places the organism in Eukaryota, Metazoa, Chordata, Actinopteri, Salmoniformes, Salmonidae. The record is from RefSeq and is a predicted model, not a curated record. Bases 199 to 1788 code for a protein of 529 amino acids. The transcript has 14 exons.
UCACGGACGAGAACGAAUUGAUGGUCCUCGAGCCUACAGAUCAGCACCAUCCGUACUGUGUAGCGAGCCUAGAUAGUCGAUUUCAAAGAAGCAUUGCCUGUUUAUUGUGGAAGAGAAAAACCGUUGCGAGCUGAUAAGUGUUUGUUUAUUUGUUUUCAGUUAUGAAGUUGCCAAAUAAGCAGCAUCAUUCCUCGGAGAAUGGAGAUGGGUCGGACUUGCCUCCCCCGUUCAGAAAUCCUUUCGUUCACGAGUUACGAUUCACUCCCUUGGAGAAAAUCAGGUUUCUCUCUCUCUCCUCCCCCCUCUCUCUCUUCCCCCCUCUCUCAGAUCGGUGUGAUGACGGUGACAGUGUUCCCAGUGCGGUUGUUCUUUGCCGUGCUCCUCAUGCUGAUGGCCUGGCCCUUUGCCUUCGCUGCCUCUCUGGGACGAUCUGAACUGGCUGUGGAGACAGAGACCUGGUGGAGGAGAAUCUGUGACAUAGCCCUGAAGGUGAUCAUGCGUGCCAUGUGGUUCUGUGGAGGGUUCCAUUGGGUGACGGUGAAAGGGGAACCGGCCCCGCCCUCGCAGGCGCCCAUCCUCACCCUGGCCCCUCACUCGUCUUACUUCGACGCCAUCCCAAUCACCAUGACCAUGGCCUCUAUCGUCAUGAAGACCGAGAGCAAGAACAUCCCUGUCUGGGGCACUCUGAUAAAGUUCAUAAGGCCAGUGUUCGUUUCGCGGUCGGACCAGGAUUCUCGUAAGAAGACGGUCGAGGAGAUCAAACGCAGAGCCCAAGCUGGAGGGGAGUGGCCUCAGAUAAUGAUAUUUCCAGAGGGGACGUGUACCAACCGAUCCUGCCUCAUCACAUUCAAGCCUGGGGCCUUCAUCCCAGCAGUCCCAGUCCAACCAGUAGUCCUACGUUACCCCAACAAACUGGAUACGAUCACAUGGACAUGGCAAGGUCCUGGAGCGUUUGAGAUACUGUGGCUGACACUGUGCCAGUUUCAUAACCCCAUAGAGAUCGAGUACCUGCCUCUCUACACUCCUUCAGAGGAAGAGAAGAACAACCCUGCUCUGUUCGCCAACAACGUCAGACGCAUCAUGGCCAAGGCCCUGGAGCUUCCCAUUACAGACCUGUCGUUUGAUGACUGCCAGCUGAGCCUAGCAAAGGGCCCACUGCGUGUCCCUAGCAACAGCAGCCUACUGCAGUUCAAUAGAUUAGCGCGAAGGCUCGGGCUGAGAGCUGGGACAACAGAUACAGUGUUACAGCAGCAGGCUAGCAAAGCCAGGAAGCUUUGGGGAUACAGACUGGGAUUGGGGGACUUUGCUCAGUACCUCAACCUACCUGUGACGGACAUGCUCACAGAGUUACACAGCCUCUUCAACCAGCAUGGAGAUGGCCAGAUCGACGUCAGGGAGUAUGUGAUAGCCCUGUCUGUGGCGUGUCAACCCUCUAAAGCCAUGGACACCCUCAGGCUUGCCUUUGGUAUGUACGAGGCGAAGGAGGACGGGGCCAUCGUGGAAAAGGAUCUGGCGUCCAUUUUGAGAACGGCGUUGGGAGUAGCAGAGGUCGAUGUCACAGAGUUGUUCUCAGCAAUCGACACACUUGACGCGGGGAAAAUCACACACGAUGACUUCUGUCGGUUCGUGGAGCAGCACCCAGACUUUGCUCAGGAGUACCUCCUCUCCUCCAGGACAACCCCCUCUACCCCCCACACAGCCCCCCUGGUCAACGGGUUCAGUGUGGACCAUUACGACAUAGAGGAGCAGACCUGCAGCCUCCCUGGACAGAAGAGGAAAGAAGACUGAGACUCUCAAAUGGAUCUAUCUACUUCCUAUCACAGAGAGAGGAGGAGAGUGGAGGGAGGAGGAAAAGAUGGAGGGAUAGAAGGGCGAUUGGGAGGCCCUGGGGCUCUAGCAAACAAAUCUAUCUUCUACAGUUACUAUAUCUUCUGUGUCACUGUGGCCCAUAUGUUCUACCAGAGAGAAGGAGAGAGGGAGCGAGGGAUAGGAUAUAUUGAGAUAAGGAGGGGUGGAUAGAGGGAGAGAAGUAAGAAACUAUUAGACGGAUAGAGGAGAUUGAGACUGAAAGGGAGAGAUGGAGGUAGAGAAGGGUUGGGUAUGUUGAAGGAGAGUAGAGGGAGAGAUGAUAGAGAGAUUUGGUUAGUGAGAGGAUAUGAUGGAGGGUGGAGACAAUCUGUUCCUCUGGACACCAUCUCACACCAAUACUCCCAUCUCUGGUUUUGUCUGCUACUGUUUUCAAGGACUUUGUAUGCUGUCUGACUUUCCAACAUGAGUUUUAAAGGAACUGGAGUUCUUAGGAGUUCAUCAAACACUUUGGCUAUUUAUUUUCAAAAGGGUUUUACUUUUCUAUAGGUAUUUAUUUGUCUUUCGUUUUUAUCAAACUAUCUAUGCCCAUUAUGACAAUGAAAUGCACACUCCAGUAAGACUUUUCUUUUUCACGAUUAGUUUUAUCAGGUGAUUAAGCACCAAACUGAGCUCUGAGCUUAAUCACUGCCUUUCAUAACGAGACUGACUGAGAUCAAUUGGAUCGAGCUGAAACUAAGCAUUUCACUGCCUCGUAGACCAUAGCAACUCACAACAAGACAAACUGUUCAAAUGGAUGAAUAUGGGACCAAACAGACUUCUUAUUUAUAAACCAGAGGAUUCUUGCACGUUCACAUUGAGCUCCUUGUUGCCUUUUUAAAUUGUUUUAAACAUGUUAAUGGUUGUUUUAAUGUUGCCUGAGCUUGAGUGAAACAUUCCACAGCUUAAGUGUAUUUAUUUUCAUAAGCAUAAACACUGGGGUCUGAAGAUGAACAUUUGUUUGAUGUUUUCUCUUUUCUUAGUGGAUGAACAGAGAACCAUAGAGUUGGGUUCCAUCUCAAAUGGCACCCUAUUCCCUAUAUAGUGCACAUUUGGCUCUAGUCAAAAGUAGUGCACUAUAUAGGGAAUAUGAUGCCAUUGGGGGACACAUUCAGUUAAAAUAUUCAGAUAUGUUUACCUCUUUUUUUAGUUGCCUUUCUCAUAUCACUCUGGAAUGAAGUUGCCCUUACACAAAGAUCUAAGAUCAGCUCACACUGCUGAAAUCCUAACAUUAACCAUUAGGCAGGGGGCCAUCAUAACAUUAACCAUUAGGCAGGGGGCCAUCCUAACAUUAACCAUUAGGCAGGGGGCCAUCCUAACAUUAACCAUUAGGCAGGGGGCCAUCCUAACAUUAACCAUUAGGCAGGGGGCCAUCAUAACAUUAACCAUUAGGCAGGGGGCCAUCCUAACAUUAACCAUUAGGCAGGGGGCCAUCAUAACAUUAACCAUUAGGCAGGGGGCCAUCCUAACAUUAACCAUUAGGCAGGGGGCCAUCAUAACAUUAACCAUUAGGCAGGGGGCCAUCAUAACAUUAACCAUUAGGCAGGGGGCCAUCAUAACAUUAACCAUUAGGCAGGGGGCCAUCAUAACAUUAACCAUUAGGCAGGGGGCCAUCAUAACAUUAACCAUUAGGCAGGGGGCCAUCAUAACAUUAACCAUUAGGCAGGGGGCCAUCAUAAAAUUAAUCUGGGACUUUAUGAUAAGCCAUCAAUCUGUUCUGGCUUUUUGUACUGGUUGGUUUUGUUUUGGGAAUUCUCUGCAGUUUGACUUUGAAUUGACACCUUUUGUAUGUUGUACGUUUGUGGUAUCUACAUCUUUGAAUGUUUUUGAGUAUUCAUUUUGUAAGAAAGUGAAUUGUAAAUUAUGAAUACCUAUGCAGUGCUCAUCCCUGCCUUUUAUGUUGAAUUAAAUCAUGACAUUUCUACA